This is a messenger RNA of Tribolium madens (black flour beetle), 1903 nucleotides long. RefSeq names its product protein FAM92A (gene Fam92). Gene Ontology annotation, biological process: cilium assembly. Gene Ontology annotation, cellular component: ciliary basal body; ciliary transition zone. The coding region runs from base 18 to 1010 and encodes 330 amino acids. Lineage: Eukaryota; Metazoa; Arthropoda; Insecta; Coleoptera; Tenebrionidae. The transcript has 5 exons. The record is from RefSeq and is a predicted model, not a curated record.
GAAACAAUUGAAUAAAAAUGUUAAACACGUUCAGGGCAAGGAAUAAUUGUGAACAAGAGGCCAAAUUCGUGCAGGACCGUAUUGUGUCUGUUGAGCGCACAAUCGGCGAAUUAUGCCACGUUUUCGGUCAAUAUUCACGAAAAGCGGCUCGUCUCAGAGACAAAGGGGACGAAGUAGCCAAAAUAACGCUCGAACAUGCCGAAUCGGAACAAUUAAACCGAUCUCUAAGCCUUGCUUUGGAAAAUUUUGCCGACUGCAUCUCACUUUUGAGUUCUUAUGGCGAUUUGAGAGUCCAAAAUUUGGACAAUAAAGUGAUUAAAGAGUUUGGACGCUACGAAGACAUUUGUAAACAUGCCAAAGACGAAGUUAAGCAAAUUUAUAACGCUAGGGAGAAAGAAAUCGCGAGGAAGAGACAGUUGGAUCGAAUUAAAGAAAGAAAUCCGAGGAAUAGGCAACAAAUUUUACAAGCAGAGACUGAAUUAGUAAAAGCGAGUGCCGAAUUUUCGAAAACUUUACGUAAUUUGGAGGAAAAAAGCACAGAAUUUGAGAAGCAAAAACUCCACGAUAUGAAGUCAAUUUUGCUCGACUUUGUGGCGAUUGAAAUGGGGUACCAUGCGCGGGCUUUGGAAGUCUUGACUAACGCCUACAAAGCUGUGAAUUCGAUGGAUGAAGAGGCCGACCUACAGGACUUUCAAAAAACUAGUGGGAAGGUGGAAGCGGAGUUUAAAAAGUCAUUACGGCGCCCGAACAGCUCUCGCAACGUGGGCUCGCGCAGUCUUUUCCGUUCUAGCAAUUCUCUGGGUUCCCUAAAAGGACUUUUUACCCCCAACAGCACAAAACCUCAGGGAAUUCCCAGAAAAGUGUCCAAGAGUGAAGAAACUCUAGAUUCCAUGAAACGAAGUAUUUCCGACACUGAGGAAAGCCUCAGCGACAGUGCAAACGUGUCGGAGAACAUUUCCGAUACUGAAGAGCCAUCGUCCCCCAUCAGGCCACGAAUGCCCCGCAAAUGAAACAUUUCCAUGCUUAGUACUAAUUUAUUAACAAAACGGUUCUUUCAUCAAUACAUUAAUUAAUUUAGGACUUACACUAACAAAUCGGUUUUACUUUUCCGCCCCUUCAACUCCAGCUUGAGUCAUUAGAUCGCCGAUAUUUUUUUCCAAAUCAUCGAUUCGGUUGCCCAUUUCAUCUAUUCUGGUUAAAAUUUGAUCGGACAUGUUUUGAAAUUUGUCUUGGAUGGUUUGGAGGAGCCCCUGAACCUAAAUUUAGCAAUAACUUUACAUUUUUGACAUUCGAGGUUAUGUCGACUUACGUAUUGGGUCAAUUCUUGGACAUUUUUCGGGUCGUUGGUGUUUGUGGCGGUGAAAGCUUCAGUGUCGUUGUUCAUUUCGACUUUAUCGUCCACCAUUACUGAGGUAAAUACGAGAUUUUACUCAAAUAAAACGAAAAAUGUUUAAUCGAAAAAUGUCACUCUUUGUACCAGGCGCGGUGGGGAUGUUAGCUUUCCAGAGUUUGCGUGUGUUGAGUAAUGUAAACACGAAUAAUAAAAGGGGAAAAUGCACCCCACCCAGGGUUAUGAAAUUGUGUUUUAAUUUUUGUAAAAUCACGAAAUUCCAUGUUUCGGCUCCUUUUAUCACCUCACUUGACUCAGUUCUGUUGAGAAUAAUUGGGGUGCAUUAUUGCAAAUUAGGCCUUCAGAUCACGGAUCCACAGCCACAAAAUCUCUACAAAUUCACCGCUUCACUUCUUUUUUUUCUUUUUGGUUAAAAAAUGCAUUCAUUUGUGAUUUAUGCAAUUUAUUAUUUAAACACGGAGUAAUACAGCUUUAAUUUUCAUCAGGAAUGUUAAGAAUACAUCACCAUGUCAUCGUUAUAACUACAAAGCUAAUAAAAUAAUUACAAUAUUA